Messenger RNA from Guillardia theta CCMP2712, 846 nucleotides. RefSeq lists its product as hypothetical. The record is from RefSeq and is a predicted model, not a curated record. The transcript is spliced from 3 exons. Lineage: Eukaryota; Cryptophyceae; Pyrenomonadales; Geminigeraceae. The annotation marks the transcript as partial. Gene Ontology annotation, molecular function: 1-phosphatidylinositol 4-kinase activity. Gene Ontology annotation, biological process: phosphatidylinositol-mediated signaling; phosphatidylinositol phosphate biosynthetic process. Gene Ontology annotation, cellular component: cytoplasm; membrane.
GAGGAGUGGGUAAGGAAGCGGGAGAGGAUAAGGGAGAGUUCGCCCCUUGCCCGGAGGUACCAGGACGAGUGGGACUGUCGCAGCAUCAUCGUCAAAUCCUAUGAUGAUCUCCGUCAGGACCAGCUCGCUAGCGAGCUUCUCUUCCUCUUCGACCGCUGCUACAAGCUUGAGGGUCUCAACCUACCCCUCCGCCCGUACGCAGUCGUGGCGACGAGUGAGGAUGGUGGGGUGCUGGAGACGCUGACGGACGCAGUCGCCAUUGACACUCUCAAGAAGAGGAUGGGAAAGGUGACGCUGGCCGAGUGCUUCGAGAAGCUGUUCGGGGGCAAGGGGAGCAUGCGCUACCACAAGGCGCAGGAACUCUUCAUUCGAUCCAUGGCAGGCUAUUCAGUCUUCUGCUACGUCCUGCACGUCAAGGAUCGUCACAACGGCAACAUCAUGCUCUGCCGCGACGGCGCCGUCGCUCAUGUCGACUUUGGCAUCAUGCUGAACGUGCGAUACGCCAAAGACAUGCUGGAGAUGAAGAUCAAGCUCUCCUCAGAGUUCGUUCAGAUCAUCGGGGACAAGAUGGAGAGCUUCGACGACCUCUGCAAGCAGGGGUACCUGGCGAUUCGCAGACAUGCCAACCAGCUCAUGAGGCUGCUGGAAGUGAACAAGUCUUCGAGCGUUCCAGUGCUUCCUUGCCUCGAGGGCGACGCCGUUGAGGAUGUUCGCAAGCGCCUCAAGCUCGAGACCAACGAUCGGGUGGCAGAGCAGCACAUGAGUGCCGAGCUGGGAAAGGCGAAGGAGCACCUCUGCACCGGCAUCUUAGAUCAUAUCCACAGCUGGACUCAUGCUGGGGUGUAG